Molecule: messenger RNA, 2065 nt
Organism: Linum tenue
Lineage: Eukaryota; Viridiplantae; Streptophyta; Magnoliopsida; Malpighiales; Linaceae
Source: the annotation of a GenBank genome assembly
CUGUCCUCAGAUUCCUUCUCGAUUUAAUAAAUCUCUUUGUUUCCCCCCCCCCCCUUAAUUCAUGAUUAUCAGGCUUUAAUCACUUCCUGCCCAAUCUCUAAUCUCUCGCCAUCAAUGGUGGCGACAGGCGGGUGAUAGGUAAAUAAAGAAUCCGUCAACAAACAUAAUUGGCGUAUCUGGAUAAAAAAAGGAAGGAGAUCUCCAUUCACGCGAUUCAAAGGAGCGGAAAGCGUCCGAAACGACGGCGGCGCCGGUGGAACAAACCACCCAUUCAGCCUGCAGUUAUGAAUCCCACCGCUUUGAGUCGCAUCUGAACUGCGGGGCAGUUGACUUCUGCUGCUAAUUCUUGAGGAUCGGAGAGUUGAUCGGAGAUGGAAGAAACGCAGGGCAGCUCUAGUUCUCUGCCGCCUUUCCUCACAAAGACGUAUGAGAUGGUCGAUGAUCCGUCAACAGAUUCAGUAGUCUCGUGGAGUGCCAGUAAUAAAAGCUUCAUAGUAUGGAGUCCGCCGGAGUUUUCCCGUGAUUUGCUCCCCAGAUUCUUCAAGCACAACAACUUCUCCAGCUUCAUCAGACAGCUCAAUACUUAUGUAGGCUUCAGGAAAGUAGACCCAGAACAAUGGGAAUUUGCCAACGAGGACUUCAUCAGAGGUCAACCACACCUUAUGAAGAACAUCCACAGAAGGAAGCCUGUUCACAGCCACUCUAUGCAGAGCCUACAACAAGUACAAGGAUCUAAUGGUAACAACAACCCCUUGUCAGACCCUGAAAGGCAGAGUUUGAAAGACGACAUCGAGAGGCUUAAACACGACAAAGAAGUGCUCGUCGUCGAGUUACAGAGGAAAGAGCAAGAGAGACGAGCGUUCGAGCUGCAAAUGCAGGUUCUGAGAGACAAAUUUCAAGAACUCGAACGGCGUCAGCAGACGAUUGCUUCUUGCCUUACAAAGGCAAUGAAUACACCACCAGGGCUAGCCCUGGAUCUCAUGCCACAGCAGGUAGAAGUUCAUGAGAGAAAGAGAAGGCUGCCUAGAAUCGGUUGCUUCGAAGAAGAACUCAUGUCGGAGAACACCAACAACAACGACAGCAAUCAAAUGGAGAUAUCAUCAGCAUGUCUGGCUAGAGAAAAUGUAGAGAAGUGUGAGCUGUUGGAGUCAUCUUUGACAUUCUGGGAGAACGUUGUGAACGAUGUCAGUCAAACAACAACUGCGACACCAUUCAAUCAUCACCAGUACACGCCGUCGCUGGUGGAAAUGGAUGAGUGUACAAGCUGUGCAGACAGCCCAGCACAAUCCAUCAUGCAGCUGAACAUAUCAGAUGUUGUUGUUCAUCCCAGAUCCCCAGGAAUAGACAUGAAUUGUGAGCCUGUAACAACUAGUGAGCUCAGCCCGCCAAAGGAGCAGGCAAGUGGAACAACAACAACAGAGCCGCCUGCUGCUGCUGCUGCUGCUGGGGUGAAUGAUGUUUUCUGGGAGCAACUGUUGACAGAGAAUCCUGGUUCAGCUGCAGCUGCUGAUGCACAGGAAGCUGAGUCGGAGAGAAGGGAUUCAGGUGACAAAAGGAAUGAGAUCAAACCUAGCAGUAGUGACCAUGGAAGGAAUUGGUGGAAUAUGAGGAGUGUAAAUAGUCUUGCGGGGCAGGUGGGGCCUCUUACCCCUGCUGCAGGAAGAACUUGAGAACAGAAACAUUCCUAUUUGGUUGUUUUGAUUUUUUGCCUGGCCUUUUCCACUUGUUGAGAUAGUUGCACAUGUAAUAAAACUAUGUACACCGAUUGGGUCUUCUUGUGAUAUAUGAUAUAGAAGAGUAGUUCAGUGUUUUUUCUUCUUUUUACAGUAUGCUGAUCUUCUUAUAUUGUGCAUCGUGUCUCUUGUUGUUCGACUUUGCAUCUUACCAGGAAGAUGUCUGUCUGUCUAUUUUGUGCUUUUUUUUUUUUGUGUUCUGUUCUGUUGUUAUUUUGCAAGAAAUUCUGGCUGCUGCGAUCAAAUGCUACAACUCACUCCAUGUUUUACAGUUUGAUAUCAUUCUUCAUGUUUUUUCUCUGUAAUUUUUUGGAUUAGGAAAUCAUAAGGGU